GCCUUUGCCGGCUCGGCUCCGCGCCGGCGGGUCCGGGCCAUGUGCAGCCGAACCUCCCCCCGCAGCCACCCCGCAGCCCGCAGGGAGCGCUGCCGGGCCGGGCCGGGCCGGGCGGAGCGCGGCGGCGAUGGGGCCGGGCUGCCGGCGGGCGGUGAGCAGCUAUUCCAGCCCGCAGGUGGUGGUGGUGCGGGACGGGCGCCUCGGCACCGCGUAUCGGGCACUGCAGCUCCUGGUGCUGCUCUACUUCAUCGGGUAUGUGUUCAUCGUGCAGAAGGGCUACCAGGAGCGAGAAACGGGCCCGGAGAGCUCCGUCAUCACCAAGGUCAAGGGCGUGACGCAGUCAUUGAGCAAGGUCUGGGAUGUCGGGGAGUACGUGGCCCCCCCCGAGGGUGGGAGCAGCUUCAGCAUCCUAACACGGGUGGAGGUGAGCGCUGCCCAGGCCAUGGGGACGUGCCACGAGGGUCCCAGCGCUGCAUGCCACUCAGAACAGGACUGUGUCUCCGGGGCCAUGGAUGCAUCCCACCACGGUGUGAGGACGGGGCGCUGCGUGCCCGGGGGCAGUGGGAGGAGCUGCGAGGUGCUGGCCUGGUGCCCGCUGCAUGGAGGCAGCAGCAGCGAGUCCCUGGCAGAGAUGGCAGCGCAGUUCACCAUCCUCAUCAAGAACCACGUCCGCUUCCCCCGCUUCGGCUUCUCCAAGGCCAACAUUCAGGCUGCCGAGAGCCACUACCUGAAGAGCUGCACCUUCAAUGCCACCUCCGCACUGUACUGCCCCAUCUUCAGGCUGGGCUUCCUGGCUGAGCAGGCGGGCGAGGACUUUGCAGUGCUGGCUGAGAAGGGUGGGGUGAUCGGUGUCAUCAUCAGCUGGGACUGCAACCUGGACCUGCCUGACACUGAGUGCAAUCCGCGCUACUCCUUCCGCCGCCUCGACCCCAAAGGGGCUUUGGCAUCCCCAGGCUACAACUACAGCCCUCACCCCUGUGCCUGCAUGCCCCCCAGGUUUGCCAAGUACUACAGCUGGAACGGGACCUGCACGCGGGUACUGACCAAGGCCUAUGGGAUCCGUGUGGAUGUGAUUGUGCAAGGCCAGGCAGGGAAGUUCAGCCUCAUCCCCACGGUCAUCACCUUGGCCACCGCGCUCACCUCGGUGGGACUGGGCUCCUUCCUCUGCGACUGGGUGCUGCUGUGCUGCAUGGACAAGGAGCGGCGGUACAGCAGCAGGAAAUUCGAGCAGGUACCGUUGGGCUGAGGAUGCUCCUCUGCAGCCCCAGACCAUCCCCCCUCCACCACCAAAUUGACAUUUCCCAUACCCAUGGCCGGGCAGAAUGCACCUUACAGCCACCCACUACUGCUGCCAAUAAACCAUCACUGCUCAGCA
This is a messenger RNA of Gallus gallus (chicken), 1375 nucleotides long. RefSeq names its product purinergic receptor P2X 2 (gene P2RX2). Gene Ontology annotation, cellular component: nuclear inner membrane; plasma membrane. Gene Ontology annotation, biological process: response to ATP; monoatomic cation transmembrane transport. Gene Ontology annotation, molecular function: extracellularly ATP-gated monoatomic cation channel activity; ATP binding; purinergic nucleotide receptor activity. Lineage: Eukaryota; Metazoa; Chordata; Aves; Galliformes; Phasianidae. The record is from RefSeq and is a predicted model, not a curated record. The coding region runs from base 128 to 1246 and encodes 372 amino acids. The transcript is spliced from 10 exons.